AUGGAAUAUGUUGAACCUAAAAUACGUUUAUGGAGAAGAGAACAAACAUUUAAAGAAUGGAAAUCUUUUAUUGCUCUAUGUCAUUCUUCAAUAACAGGAAUUCGAAGUGCAAUAAUAUUUUACUUAGAAGGAAAUAUGAUGUUAGCAACAGAUAAAACAAUGUUUUCAAGUGCAUUAUGUUUAAUAUUUUUUUUAAUUGACAAACCUGUUAUGAAUGUAUUUUUAACAUAUUUUGAUAUACCAUUUUUUAUCAGUGAUUUUUAUACAAGUUUAGAGAUGUAUACUUAUCAUUAUCAUGAAUCACAAUCACUUUGUAUUGAGUUUGGUAAAAUAUGUUUAAUUGGUAAAAUUAAAAGUUUUUUAUCAGGAUUAUGUGUUGUAUUAAAUUUAUGUAAAAUUAUCCCAUUAAUAACUUCAACUUUAAUUUAUAUUCAUAGUUUUGGUUUUAAACCAUUUCCACAUAAAAAUUCUAAAUAUCUUUUAGGAACAAGAGAAAGUGUAAAAAAGAAAAGUGGAUAUCCAGUUGAAGAUAUGAUGCAAUUUUUUGAUCAAAAUUCAGUAUUUAAACGAAAUAAUUUUUCUACAUCAAAUUUCUUAAAUAAUCGUGAAUAUAGAGAUAAUUUAAAAGAAAUGUAUACAAAAACAAAUGUAGUAACAUUGGAACAAUUUAAAAAUUCAAAAGGAGCUGUUCAUGCAUUAGCAACAUUACCAAUAACCAAACAAACAACUGAUGGUAAUGCUCCUGAUCAGAAAGAAAAAGUUUUCUUUCAUUCUAUUGCUGAUUUGGUAAAAAUUAAUGAUCCACCAACUCCAUAA
Strongyloides ratti is the source of this 816-nucleotide messenger RNA. RefSeq lists its product as hypothetical. Bases 1 to 816 code for a protein of 271 amino acids. NCBI's taxonomy places the organism in Eukaryota, Metazoa, Nematoda, Chromadorea, Rhabditida, Strongyloididae. The record is from RefSeq and is a predicted model, not a curated record. The transcript is spliced from 2 exons.